AAAUAUCAUUCAACUAAAUUCAUAAUACUGCCUAAAAUACAACAUUUAAUCUCAACUUAACCCAAUCAACCCGGUUUUAUAAAUAUUUUUUUUCUUUUGUUGGUAAGAUAAAGGAUCUUAUCGAAGUGAAAAAAACCUCUCACGGACCAACUCCACCUGAAUUUUAUAUAUAUAUUCAAAUCCAUAUCAAUGUAUCAUCGAUAGUAUAGUACUCCGUACUCUGUAUAAAUUGUUUGAAAUAAUUUCCAUAUGUUAUAUUUUUGAAGUAAAAAAAAAAAAAAAAAAAAAAAAAAUAGAAAACUAGAAUCUUGGUUUUCUUUUCCCCCCUGUCAUUCAUUCAUACUCCCUAUGUUACACUUCCCUUCUUUUCUCUCUCCUCUAACAAUGGUGGUUCGAUGGCGAGCAAGAAACCUCAUCAAUGGAAGACGAUGAGAGUUUCAACCAAAACCCUAACCCUAACCCUAAAUUUUCUCAAUUAAUUUCUCAAUUUGGGGUUUUUUCUCAUCGAUUAAUUCGUUCCACCACCGCUGCUAAAACCUCAUGCCGAGCGACGUCGUUCCAAAGCCGGCAGCUCCAUCGCCGAUUCUCGAUCGAUUUCGGUUUCUUCUCAGUGAAAGAGAAGCCCAGUUUAGGGUUUCCGAAGAUGAUGGAGACGAACUCGUUUGUAUUCCGCCGCCUUCUAUGGCAGAGAUUGUGACUUUUUACGAGGAUGUUUUGUCGGAAUUAACGUUUAAUUCGAAGCCAAUAAUUACAGAUCUUACGAUUAUUGCUGGUGAACAGAGAGAACAUGCUGAGGGUAUUGCUGAUGCUAUUUGUGCUAGGGUUUUAGAGGUUCCAGUUGAUCAAAAGAUGCCCUCUUUGUAUUUAUUGGACAGCAUUGUCAAGAAUAUCGGUCGCGAAUACGCUAGGCACUUUGCUUCUCGUUUGCCGGAGGUGUUCUGUGAAGUUUAUAGACAAGUCCCUCCAAAUUUGUAUCCUUCAAUGCGCCAUCUGUUUAGAACCUGGUCUACCGUCUUCCCAUCAUUGGUUCUUAGUAUGAUUGAGGAUGAGUUGCAGUUCUCUCCAAGGGUAAACCAACCAUCUUCCAACUUAGCCAGUAUGAGGGCUUCCGAAUCCCCUCGACCCUCUCAUGGCAUUCACGUCAAUCCCAAGUAUCUGGAAGCCAGACGGCAAUUUGAUAAUUCUUCACUUAAUAAUAAAAUUCAACUUGGGAGAGGAGCAUCUACCUUGAAGUCACUGGGUCAGAAACAUUCUGUUGGAUAUGAAGAAUAUGAUUUAUAUCAAGGAGAAAGCACAGCCUCCCACAUUGAUGCUCAAAGAUUUAACUCCUCUGCUUAUGGUGGACGUCCAUCGUUUCCACUAUCAACAGACAAGUUGCUUCCAUCUGCAUGUGGUCCAGCUAGACCCUUAUCACCAUCAGCUGACGAGUUUAUGGUGUCCAACUCACCAGGUAGGGUAUUUGAAGGGGCAUCUCCUUCUCGUCCAGGAUUUAAUUAUGGACGUAGGAGAGGAAGAGAUGAGGAGACUGGUGACUGGCAGAAAAGACUUCGCUCUGAUGAUUCCUAUCGUGGUUUUGAAAAUGCUGCGAACUAUGGUUUAGGCAAUGGUUUUGAACAUGACAGACCACGGGCUUUAAUUGAUGCGUAUGGACAUGAUGACGGACAAAGACCUUUGAAUGACAAACUUCCUGGUAUGGAUCGUCUAAUUGUAAAUGGUUCAGUGAAUAAACUUACUGAAAGCUCAUGGCAAAAUACCGAGGAAGAGGAAUUUGAUUGGGAAGAUAUGAGCCCAACGUUAGCUGAUGGAAAGACCAGCAACGUCACUGCAUCUUCUUUGCCAUCCAGAGGCUUUAAAGCCAUACCUGGUGUUGGUACUCUUGGCUCCAGACCUUUUGAUCCCCAAAAGUCUGUUGAAGAUGGUGUUCAUAUAUCAUCCAACAGGCCGUUUUCUAGAAAUGAGAUGAAUCAUUCUCAAGGAGCUUGGAAGUUGCCUGGCAGUCUCUCUGUGCCUGUACCUGUUGCUGGAAGAGAGAAUAGCUCUCAGCUGAUAUUACCUGUGAAUGGAGUGCCGUCAUCAUUGUCUGAUGGAAAGCCUAUGUCAGCAGACCACUAUGCUGCAGUCCCUAUGCAGAAUGUUAUGUCUAGAGGUGUUUCUUCAGGUUUUAAUUCUUUUGAAGCAAGAGCUCCUUCACCUGCUGUGGGGCAAGUGCCAACUAGCUCGUGGCCUUCUACAAGUUCACAUAAUAUGCUGCCUUCACCACCUUUGUAUAUGCAGCCAAAACAUCCUAGAGCUUCCUUUGAUUAUAGAAAUCAUAGUUACAGUGUCCUUGGUCAAGGCAAUCAACAAUUUGAUACUGAUGACAAAAGAAAUCUGAUUCCUGCAAAGCCGGGACAACGGCCUCAGCUUAGCUUCACCCCUUUGCAAUAUUCCACACAACAACCAGGAUCGUUGCAGCAGUUGCAUCCGCCACAAGAACCUCGGCAGAAUGCGGUAUCAUUGCCACCGCAGACAAUACUGCCAUCUAGUCUUGGAUAUACACCACUAGGUCAUGGGGUUGCUGCUACUAAUAAUGUGCGCAAUCCAGUACCUGGUUCUCAUCCUUAUCCACCCUUCCAAAAUAUGUCCAAUGGUUAUAUGCAUUUCCAAGCACCAAUGGCACCGCUCCCUAUAGCCCCUCGUCCCCAUCCUCAAUUUUUACCUCUUCCCCAGAGUUCUGGUCCCCUUGCUAACCAACCACCAACUGCUGGUAUAGCUGGUUUACUCAAUACUGGUUUACUUAAUUCUCUUGUUGCUCAAGGUUUAUUCCCAUUGAAACAGACUCCUGUACAGGAUUCUCUUGGAGUAGAGUUUAACCCUGAUCUUCUUAAAGUGCGUCACGAGUCAGCCAUAAGGGCUUUGUAUGAGGAACUACCCAGACAGUGCACCACCUGUGGCCUUCGGUUUAAGACCCAAGAAGAACACAGUAAGCACAUGGAUUGGCAUGUGACUAAAAAUCGAAUUUCAAAGAACCGUAAGCACAACCCAUCUCGUAAAUGGUUUGUCAGUGUGAAUAUGUGGCUCAGUGGUGCAGAAGCAUUGGGGACUGAUGCAGCUCCUGGAUUUUUGCCAACUGAGAGUGUUGUUGAAAAGAAGGAUGAUGAAGAGAUGGCAGUUCCAGCAGAUGAGGAUCAGAAUACAUGUGCUUUAUGUGGGGAGCCUUUUGAAGAUUUUUACAGUGAUGAAGCUGAAGAAUGGAUGUAUAGAGGGGCUGUAUACUUGAAUGCACCUUCUGGGUCUACUGUAGGUGUGGACAGAUCACAGUUGGGCCCUAUUGUGCAUGCAAAAUGUAGGUCUGAUUCUAGUGUUGCUCCAACAUGAAGAACAGAUAAGCAUCUUGCUUUAUGGGAUAGAGGAGGCUAGACAAAUGAAACAAUUGCGGAGUAAUCAUCAACCCAGUUUUCUGUUUUCCCUGUAACAUUAAUAUGAUUUCUUCUUGUUAGUGAUAGGAUCUUACAUUUUAACUUUUCCCCUCCCCCCUUAUUUUACCUUGGUGCUCAAGUGGUGACAUCAUGCCAGAAUUAUGUACAUACAGUGGAGAUAUACCAUCCAUAGUCCCCUGCAGUUGCAGCAAAAUGCAUUAGCUCGAGAAUUUACAUCUUUGGCGUACUUUUUCAGCUUUACUGAUGAAUAUUUGGAGGAUACCCCUGAUAACUUUUUACCCCCCUCCCCCCCCCCCCUCCCCCUUCUGAAAAAAUGUCUCCCCUCCCCCCUUUUCCGUAUCAUUCUCUACAUUUAUUCAGUUUGAACUAUCUGCAAAUUAUUUUGUACAUCGAAAAUUAUCUGCAAAUACUGCUGUCUUGUACGUCGAUUGCAGGGUAGGUUCAUGGCAAUCAGGGCUCUUAGCAGAUUCCUCCAAUCUAUUCAGAGUUCGUCUUGCUAGGAUAUGCGCAGCUUACUGAAAUGGAAGAGUGCCCUGUUAUUCAUGCAAAAUGUUCUGAUAAAUAUUGUGGCUUGUAAUUACUGUCACUGAAACAUUGUGCUAUAUCAAUGUUUGAACUCUUAAAGAUUCUUCGCUUUUUAAUUGGUUAAAACUGUUAUUAAUUUCAGUUUAA
Chenopodium quinoa (quinoa) is the source of this 4091-nucleotide messenger RNA. Its product is annotated as polyadenylation and cleavage factor homolog 4-like. Gene Ontology annotation, biological process: termination of RNA polymerase II transcription. Bases 541 to 3357 code for a protein of 938 amino acids. Gene Ontology annotation, molecular function: mRNA binding; RNA polymerase II complex binding. NCBI's taxonomy places the organism in Eukaryota, Viridiplantae, Streptophyta, Magnoliopsida, Caryophyllales, Amaranthaceae. The record is from RefSeq and is a predicted model, not a curated record. Gene Ontology annotation, cellular component: mRNA cleavage factor complex; cytoplasm. The transcript is spliced from 7 exons.